UCUGUUCGUGUCUGCCAUAUUGUAUUUAUUGAUUAAGAUAUAGUCACUUCCGGGUGUUUUCGAAAAUUUUGGAAUUUCAAGUUUUAUUAAUCAUGGUUUAAAUAUUCUUGAUAUAUAUAGUUUGCCAAAUAAAGCAAAAUGGCUUUCACAGAAAAGAUAGGCAAUAUACCAUUUGCCUCACUGAUAGCAUGUAUUAUUGUGUUUGUUGGAGUCGGGGUAUUUUGUGGCACGUUAUAUCGUGCGCUGACAAUCAUUAUUAAGUCUGUAAUGCAGGAGCUCUUCCAAUUCAACGUAUCAUGGUUGGAGGUACUACAGAUUGUAUUUAUAGUGAUUGCUGUAGUGAUGGCACUGUUUGCCAUACUUCUGUUGAUAUUUUCUUUCCUAGCAACAGGAGCAACUAGAAAGAAUGUUUAUUCUGGAGCCAGUUGCAUUAUGGGUGGCCGAAUUUCAGCAGCAUUUUUUAUGGUGAUAUCGUACAUCUUGAACCUAGCCUGGCUGGUGAUCAUGUCUGUUGGUGUUAUACCAGUGAUUGUUUACCUCAUGUUGAGGUCAAUAUGUAACACAGAGAUAUACAGUAAAGAUGCUGCAAGCCUCACAAAUUAUUGUUUCAGUCUGACACAGUUUGGUGUGUAUAGAAAUCAGAGUUAUCCUCUCAAUAUACAAGCACCUGGUAAGGAAGAGUUAUGUGGACAUACAGAACUAAGAAGAUUCUGUGAUAGAAUAGAAGAGGCUGGCCCACUAUUUUGUAUAGCCUAUGUUGGUGCAGCUUUAAUCUGCCUAGGCAUGUUACACUUUAUGAUAACAUUGGCCGCAAACUACACGCGAAUCAGGAUAUCGAAAGAGCUGACUGAUUAUCGUGAUGCCGUUGACAUGGAAGAGCUGGAACUUCACUCCAACAUGGACAAGACCUCGACACAGCAGUACUGACAUACAACACGCUGGCUGGACCCCUCAUCGAGACUCACACGCGAUAAUGAUGAUGAUAGUGCGUACUCGGAUGAAGCUUUCGACUAGAGGGUGUAUAAUAAGUGACCACAGGGAUUGACAUUCCAAAUAUGCUGAUAUAAACUAUACAAACAUUGACAUUGAAUGCAAUGAUAUUACAUUUCGAGCCAGUUUGAAGUCAAAUAAUCCCAAUUCAAUCUGAUGGACAGUUUCAUUAUAUUAUUUUCAUCACCUUUUUCUUCACACAAUAUUCUAGUUAUAUUUUCAUGUAUAUGAGAUGCAGCUGGUAUGCGUGUAUAAUGAUACAAAUGAUAGACAAUGAAGCAGAUGUAUAGAUGCCCUACUUUGUAUAUGUAAGGUUGACUGACACAUAUAAUUGGAAAAAAAGAACAAUUUUUUUGUUAUGCAGAAGUUCAGUAAGGUUUCUCAUGUCUUCUACAGUUAGGAAAGGUUAAUCUGUAAGA
This is a messenger RNA of Ruditapes philippinarum (Manila clam), 1409 nucleotides long. RefSeq names its product neuronal membrane glycoprotein M6-a-like. Gene Ontology annotation, cellular component: plasma membrane. Lineage: Eukaryota; Metazoa; Mollusca; Bivalvia; Venerida; Veneridae. The record is from RefSeq and is a predicted model, not a curated record. Gene Ontology annotation, biological process: neuron projection development. The coding region runs from base 139 to 927 and encodes 262 amino acids. The transcript is spliced from 7 exons.